Prunus armeniaca (apricot) is the source of this 369-nucleotide messenger RNA. NCBI's taxonomy places the organism in Eukaryota, Viridiplantae, Streptophyta, Magnoliopsida, Rosales, Rosaceae. The record is from the annotation of a GenBank genome assembly.
AUGAACCCAAAGAAAUGUGCAUUCGGAGUCUCAUCAAGCAAGUUCCUUGGUUUUCAAGUACAUCAGCGUGGCAUAGAUGUGGAUAAAAAAAAACCAGAGCCAUUAUCGUAUAUUCGACGCUUUAUCCCGGGUCUUGCUGCCACCAUGAGUAUCUUUACUCCUUCACUCAAGAAAGGCAAGCCAUACAAGUGGAGCAAGGAGUGUCAGGAGGCCUAUCAGCGAGUGCAGCAAAUAAUCACCAAGCUUCCCACCAUGAGAGCACCCAUUCUGGGACUUCCGCUUAAACUAUAUUUGGCUGCAACAAACACAGCAGUUGGGGCCUUGCUUGCCCAGGACAAUAAUAAUGGAAACGAGAUAGCCAAAGACUGA